GAGUUGGAUUCUUCUGUGAAAACUAUGCCUUCCGUUGUUUCUAAGCAGUAUUCAGACGAUGUUAGUCUUCUAGUUUUGUUGCUUGAUACGAAUCCUCUUUUCUGGAGCACUACAUCGAUUACCUUCUCUCAAUUCCUUUCUCAUGUGCUUGCGUUUCUGAAUGCGGUUUUGGGGUUAAAUCAAUUGAACCAAGUUGUAGUUAUAGCUACUGGAUACAGUUCCUGUGAUUACAUUUAUGAUUCUUCUUUGACAUCCAAUCAUGGAAAUCUCGAGAGCAAUGGAACUGGAAUGCCUGCACUUUUUGGUUCUUUGCUGAAGAAAUUGGAAGAGUUUGUUACCAAAGAUGAGGAGCUCAGCAAGGAGGAAGUGUCGGAGGAUAGAAUACCUUCUUGUCUCUUGUCAGGAUCACUCUCCAUGGCUCUUUGCUAUAUACAGAGGGUUUUCCGUUCUGGACAUCUUCAUCCCCAGCCUCGGAUAUUAUGCUUGCAAGGUUCCCCAGAUGGCCCGGAACAAUAUGUUGCUGUUAUGAACUCUAUCUUCUCUGCCCAACGCUUAAUGGUACCCAUUGAUUCGUGUUACAUAGGUGUUCAGAACUCAGCAUUUUUGCAGCAGGCAUCUUAUAUAACUGGUGGUGUACAUCAUACACCUAAACAGUUGGAUGGGCUGUUUCAGUAUCUAACGACGAUUUUUGCAACUGAUUUGCAUUCCCGCGGUUUUGUACAACUUCCUAAACCCAUAGGUGUUGAUUUUCGCGCAUCGUGCUUUUGCCACAAGAAGACUAUCGAUAUGGGCUACAUAUGUUCAGUGUGUCUGUCCAUUUUCUGUGAGCAUCACAAGAAAUGUUCAACGUGCGGGUCUGUUUUUGGUCAGUCUAAACUUGAUGAUGCUUCAUCUGUCUCUGAUAAGAAGAGAAAAGCUCCUAGUACCUAAAAUCAUCUUUUGUGCCAGAGAGAAACUUCAAACUUUGUUCAAUACUAUUUUUCUUUGCGUUCAUUUACGAUAAUGUAUGUAUGAAACCAUAUAUCGAAGUGAAAUCAAUUAAAUUGUUUUGA
Arabidopsis arenosa is the source of this 1052-nucleotide messenger RNA. The record is from the annotation of a GenBank genome assembly. NCBI's taxonomy places the organism in Eukaryota, Viridiplantae, Streptophyta, Magnoliopsida, Brassicales, Brassicaceae.